UCGCUCCGCAGCAAUAAGCGGACGAAGCAUUCAUCCGUGAGAAUUUGCAUUUUUGCUCAAAUCAAGCCAGUGACUGGGCACAAAUGUCUAACUUAGUAAACAUAUUCGUCAUACAUUAUAUACUCGAAAAUAACUUCUAUGUUCCAGUUGCUGUCAAUGAAGAAAACCUUGUGAUCAGCAUAGAUCGUAUACCCAGUUUGGUAAAGGAUUAAACGGGAUGUUAUAAUAGCAAGUUUUGUUUGUAUUCAAGCUAAAGUUCAAAGAUAAGACAAGUCAAAGGCAGACAUCAAACAGCGUGGAAUAAGCCUGAUUAACUGAAGAAACAGCAAAGAAAACGUCUAGGUUCCAAGCAUAUUCCAAGCGAAUCAAAGCAGGCACUGAACAGCCAAGAACUAUCUUUACUUCAGAUUUUUAUCCAUAGACCAGUUCAAACGAUGGCAAACCAUACCAACACAACAGAGCCAGGAGAAUAUUUCAUGGUAGGAUGGUUUAAAUAUCCCAAAGACCUCGAUAUCAACUAUGAUCUUCUUCAAUUACUAUAUAUCAUCAUUAUGAUCACAUCUCUGCCAUUAAAUGUCAUAUUCCUAGCAAUGAUAAUCAAAAACCCUGGCAGUAAAACUUGGACUAAUAUGAGCAUUAUUCUCGCAAGUAUUUGCGUGUUGUUUUUAACUGUAAACAGUAUCACUACAGCGAACCAAGUUUAUAGAAUAUAUCACGGAGAUCAGACGACACUUAUAAGUGAUAAUGUGAUCAAAAAUGUCCUACAAGUAACAUUCACAAAAUAUUACUCUAGCGCUUUCCUUUUAGCGCUUAUUACAUACGCUAUGAUAGUUAAACCACUGCUAUAUAAAGCUCUGGCGCCUAAACCACGAACUAUGGUGUUUAUAAUAUUGGGACUGUGGCUAACUGGCGCAGGAGUGUUUUUGAUGCUACCACUAUUUAUCGACGAUGAUAUUAUGCGGACGAUUGCGGUUUUAUUUUGUUGGAUAAUGACAUUUGUGAUAGGGAUUAUGUAUGCAAAAAUUUUGACCACACUUCGACGUAGAAAACGUGAACUACAAGGCACAUUAAAUGUGGCAGCCUCACGUCAGGGUUUACUGGUUAUUAAACAGAAUUCAAAGCUAGCUACAACACUGUUUUUAUAUAUUUUAUUCAUGGUUCUCAUGACACUACCUAUAGGUACAUGUUUAUUUUUAUUAAACAACUGCCCGCCAUGUAAUAAUCCACUAACUAUAAAGAUUAUUCUCCAUCUCAUUCCCGUCUCGGUGUCAAUGACUGUCUUGUUCCCAAUCCACUGGCUGUUCGGCACGCCACAGUACUACAACGAGAUCAAGAGACUGGCUUCGAAACUAAUGACGUGUUUCAAACAUUAAAUGCCACAGAUCUCAAAUGAAAACUGGAUAGCGCAAUCCGUUGUUAACUAACUGGUACACAUAAUGAAUCCAGUUUAAAAAACAUAGAGAUUCAGUUUAGUUCUAUUUGUAAGAUCAUUGAUUGAAAACAUUCUUACAAUGUACAAACAGAGAUAAACGGAAAUCAUUUAACACUAACAUGUAAUUACAUAAAUGGGUAAACCUAUCCAUUUGCAUGCAAAUAUUUAACAAAAGGAUAUUCUGCAGUCUAAAAAUUUUAUUCUGAAUUAUUCUUCUUUUAUCAAAGAGCAAAUAAUGCAAUACUCUAAUAUGAAGAGAUAAAUACUGUAUUUCUGUGAUAUUGUAAUAAAUUCAUUUUGAAAUCAAAGUUUGGAUUUGAAACACGACACGAAAUUAUAAUGAACUUUAAGAUAAUUAGAAAUAUAGGACAAAAUUAUGGAUAAAAUGAAAUAUACUGAGCUUUACGGAAAUUACUUUUCCUGGC
This is a messenger RNA of Paramuricea clavata, 1857 nucleotides long. NCBI's taxonomy places the organism in Eukaryota, Metazoa, Cnidaria, Anthozoa, Malacalcyonacea, Plexauridae. The record is from the annotation of a GenBank genome assembly.